Puccinia graminis f. sp. tritici CRL 75-36-700-3 is the source of this 750-nucleotide messenger RNA. RefSeq lists its product as uncharacterized. The record is from RefSeq and is a predicted model, not a curated record. The transcript is spliced from 2 exons. Lineage: Eukaryota; Fungi; Basidiomycota; Pucciniomycetes; Pucciniales; Pucciniaceae. Bases 1 to 750 code for a protein of 249 amino acids.
AUGGUGGCAUCAUUAUCGGACUCCCGCAUUAGAAUGACCCGCCCAGCCACUAACAAACGCACCACUGACACUUCUUCAGUCUCUUCGGCUUUGGAUUCUGCUGCUAGUCAAGCAACACAGAAAUCACGGGGAAAAAAGAAUCGAAAGAAAGUUUCCACUGCCAAGGCUAAGGUGUCAGUUAAGAAAGCAGCCGGAAGCAAGCCAAAGAAGAAAAAGACAAAAAGCAAUGGGUGUGAGGCCAAACAAGCGGAGGGAGAAGAAGGAGGCCACGACUACGAUCAGGAGAGUGAUGAUGACGUGGAGAUCCAGCCAAGGGAAGAUAAGGCUGCCAAGUAUAAUCAAUUCCAUGACAUACUUGAUUUUUUUGGAACACCAUGGCGCAAGCCAGGUGAUAAGUCAAAAGAUCCAAUUAAUUUCACCUGUAAGUGGUGUAACAUCACCUAUCGAGGGCAUGGGUCAACCAAAGGGAAUUUGUAUUCCCAUCGUGACGGUUCCACCCAAGCCGAUAGGAACCCUAAUGGAUGUGUGAAUCGUAACAAGGCCAUACAAUCUGGGGCCAAGUUACCUCCCUCAGUUGCUCAGCAGAGAAUCUUGGAUGCCAAAGCUAGUGGCGACUCUACACAAACGAAUAUCAAGGAAUUCCUUCAAGUGAAGCCGACAUUUGUCAACCGUGUCCUCAAUCAAAUGCUGAUGAUUUGGCAAGUUCAUCAAGCCCUUCCUUGGUCCCGACUAGAAGACCCUUAUCUUUGA